Molecule: messenger RNA, 3555 nt
Organism: Poeciliopsis prolifica (blackstripe livebearer)
Lineage: Eukaryota; Metazoa; Chordata; Actinopteri; Cyprinodontiformes; Poeciliidae
Gene: soul3
Product: heme-binding protein soul3
Exons: 5
Coding region: 363-1196 (277 amino acids)
Source: RefSeq, a predicted model, not a curated record
CAUAAACACCACAAACGCCUCAGCUCCGGAGCGUCACGCUCCUCUGCACGGGAGACGGUGGCGGCUGCUCGGCUCGGUUCGGAUUUUUAGGGAUAUUUUCUUUUCCCUCUGUCAGCUGAGGAACAUGUUUCAUUCGCCUCGGAUGUAAAUCAGGGAUUGAAAAUAUGGCCGAGAGCGUCGGGUUUAGAUUAGGAGCGCCUAAUUUGUCGACUAGAAAGUACCGGUUGUUCUAAUCCGGGCGACGCGGACGCGAAGUAAAAAAAACAACAACAGUUACUUCGACUAAAACAUUAGGCAGACUCGACUUGUUCUAGCUGUCAUUCGAGGUCUGUUUCUCUCAGUAGACGGUUAAAACCCCAGAAAUGGACCGAGGAGGCUGUCAGAUGAGCGGCGGAGGAGGAGGCGGCGGUAACGACGCCAUCGACCAACCCGGGAUGAUCACCCUGGAGGACCUGGAGUCCUUCUCCGAGGACCAGCUGUCAGAUUCGGGCAACGGCAGCUUGGAGGAGGAGGGAGAAACCAUGGAGGCGGAGGACGGUUCAGACCGACUGCUACGUUACUGGCAGGAAGUGGCGAGAGGCCACCAAGUUGAAGUUUCUCCAGAUAUGGCAGAACCAAUUCAGCAGCUAAGUAGCGACAACCAAGGACGUAGUCAAAGAGAGCACAUCCCAUUCACUCUUCUACUGCGAAAAGAGAAGUGUGGGGAGCAGCUCUAUGAGAAACGGCACUAUGAAAAGGGCCACUGGGCUUGCAUAACUAUGCAUGAGGACACAUACGAACAGAGCAUCUGCUACGGUUUCAUGAGAUUAAUGAGAUACAUCUGUCAGCAGAACUCCUUAGGAGACUACCUUGGUAUGACGUUGCCCAUCGUUACAAUAGUGCGGACAGAUGAGACCCACUCAGUAAUCUCCCAGGAUGUCACUGUGGCGUACUACCUUCCUAUUGAGCAUCAGGCCCAGCCGCCACAACCGUACGAUAACGAGAUCGUCAUCGAAGUCUGGCCAGCCGCUACUGUAUACACCAGGGGGUUUACUGGUCCCACCAAUGAAGUCACCAUCAUCAACCAGAUCAACUCCAUGGCGGAGCUGCUGGACUCCCCUGGCGUGUGCGUCAACGACUCGUUCAUCGUGGCCGGCUACACCAACCCGGCUCACAGCAACCGUCAGAAUGAAAUCUGGUUCCUGGAGCGACGCUGACCGGACAGAACCAUCCUACCUGUGACCCUCAAGCCUCAUGAACUCUUGACACUGCCCCAGCUAGCUCAGCUACAGCUUCAGGUUCCAGAACGUUUUAAGUCACCAUCCGUCCCCUGAAACAACCACCAGCCUAGCAUACUUCAACAGUUUUGAGUUAAAACAAACAAAAAAGAAUCUUUGCGUUUCCUUCGUUUUAGAUCGAUUUUUAUUUCGCCUGAUCUUAACCACUGACAUACACACAUCAACACAAACCAAUGCUAAACGAAGCAGUUUGUUCUCCUUUUAGCUGGAUGCGCCCUCUUUGGUAAAGUGUGAUAGUUUCAUCUGUUAGCGCUCGGUGAUCCACUGAGGUUAGGUCAGUCAAUCCACAGGAAGCAGCUCGCAGUGGACGCACAGUUUGUUCCGUAGCCAUAAUAACGCUCAGCCAUGUUGAGGCUGUUCCUCUGGAAUAAAAUAAAACACAUCUUACAGGUGAACGGGAUGCUAACCACACUUUCCCUCAACAGUAAGUGCAAUAUUUCUUAGAUGACUUAAAAGCAACAAGUUGGUUUCUGUAGGUUGGGGAGCGUGAAGCAAGUUCAAGGCCCUGAUCAGAUCCAGAAGACUUUAUCUGGACUGAAGCUAGUGGCCUAAGCUAAGCACAGAAAGAAGGUGACGUGUUUGUAAAUGAAUGUAGAGCUCCAGAGCAUCACACUUCAACAAACCAAAUGCCAACAGAUCUAUCUGCUAAAUGACAAUCAAAACCGGCACCAGAUUCUGUACAGCGUGUUUCAGCUAGUGAUCCAAGAUUAAUGCAUUCCUCCGGUUCCAAGACUUGUUUACAUACAAACUCAAGUAUUUCUAAGUACCUGUUGUGUAUUUCUGCUGGCCACUCUGUGUCGGUGUUAGAGUUCGCUAGUGCAUCGCAAACACUACUGCUGCUCAAUAGAUGAUUAAGCCACAGAAAUCCUGAGUAUAUUUGCUGUAAUUAGAAAAGCUGAUUUUAAUGUUUUUAAUCUGACGAUGUUUCUGAUGUUCUGUCUCCGAUUAAAGAAAGCGUUUCUGUUUCUGUGUCGAAAUCAAACUGGAUGUAGACCUGAUAAAUGAUCACUAUGUGAUGGUUUUUCUCCAGUAUGGAGCGUCUAUAGCUGCGUUUCUAUUAACCAUAUACAGGUUUCCCCCAGAAAACCUGAUAAGGAAGUCGUCCAGCAGCUGAAAAGUGUUUAAAGUUGGCAGGAACUUUGAAAAUAUCAUUAACACCUAAAACACCAACUUUAAAGUCUUUAAAAAAAAUACAAUUACUUUUUUUUUUUUUUGCACUUCAGCUGUUUCAUCCUAAUACAUUAUAAAUAAGCAUGUCUAUUAAGCCUGGUGAACAGCCAGGUUUACAAGACUCUUGGGGAAACUGAUAUGAUUUCACAAUUUGACGUUUCCAAAAUAAAUUUGUUUAUUGGAAACAUGCCAAUUUUGAAAAAAAACAAAUAAAAACAUUUUUUUGGUGCUAGAAUGUUGUGGCAUUUUGGCCAAAUUGAAAUUGGUUUAUUUCACAAAACUGCAAUGGAAACAUAUUUUUUUGCAUCACACAAGUCACAACCGGAUGUCGCUACAGGCACAAACCAUGAAGAGGAAGACGACAGAAAGACGUUGGUGGAUGAUGGCGUGAAAUAUUUUUUAAUUACUUAUGUAUGAUUUCAUUUCCAUUUCUUAUUUAAUAGAAACACCGCAAUUGCAAAUUUGUGUUUUGCAAUUGCGGUGCAUUAGUGGAAACGCAGCUAUUGAAAUGCAGCUGAAAACUGUUUCUGAAAAAGAAAGAUUCAGGUCUAAGUUUGCUUGUUUAAUAACACGUAGAGCUGUACGAUAUUAGAAAAACAUGAUGGUGUGGUAUUAUUGUGGAAUAUUUCAGUGACGCUACCCUCUUUAAUCACAACUCGUCCUGAGCUUCAACUCUAAAAGCUGCUGUGUAUUAAAUGGAGGCAGUAAAGACAUAAUGUCCAUCCAAUGGCAAAACACAUCAUUGGCCAGCAGAGUUUAAACGCCUGUUAUAGUCAGUCCUGCCAUUUAAUACAAUGUGCAUUUCUAACAAAAUGCAGCAAAAGUUGUGCAAAAAUGGCAUUUUGUGUUGGCGUGGAGCUGAGACCACAGAGCAUCUACAUCCAAAGAAUUCAUUUAAAUCAAAUGAUAGUAGCAUUAAUGUGCAUAAAAGCCAUUGAAAAUACAGAUUUUUGCCCCCUUUUGAGGGUUUAGAUAUUGCUUUGUUUUCAUGCUUCUGUUUUCUUUAGUGUUUUGCAACGGGGUGAUAAUAUGUACCGUGAAAGUUCAAGUGCAACAAAUGAGUGCUACUGUGUUCUGUUUGUUCAAUAAAAUGUGCUGGUGUCCCGUC